Manihot esculenta (cassava) is the source of this 741-nucleotide messenger RNA. RefSeq names its product classical arabinogalactan protein 9-like. Lineage: Eukaryota; Viridiplantae; Streptophyta; Magnoliopsida; Malpighiales; Euphorbiaceae. Bases 1 to 741 code for a protein of 246 amino acids. The record is from RefSeq and is a predicted model, not a curated record. The transcript has 2 exons.
AUGGUCCGAAUCAAGAUGAAGGCCACCGGCGGACCGUUCAUGUGGAAGAAACUAGGGCUGCCGAAACCCAUCCCCUAUGACAGCGACGAUGAAGCGUGGGAUACCCCUCCACCAGCCACCACCAGCACCGAAACGCCACCGGCUACUGAACCAGCGACCGGAUGCACCGACUCACCGGCCGCCCAGACAUAUCGCCGGCAAAAGAAACGGCAAAGAACGCCGCCACCCACAUCCCCAAUAGCCCCGACGGUGAACCCUAAGGGUGAAACGCCACCAAAAGCCACCACUUCCUCCUGCCGCGGCCAGAAACGGCCAAGAACUCAGUCGCCACCUCCACCGCCGAGAUCAGAGUCAGCACCAGGAACCACCAUUGCCACACAUCCCGCAGGUCAUGAGGAUGGCGAUGUACCCACUAAUGCGCCCACUAGUACGCCCAGUGAUUUCACCAGCAAUGAGCCAAGCGCUAUGCCCAGUGCUGUGACCACUGAUGCGCCCACAGACCUGCCAAGUGAUAUGCCCACUGAUGCGCCCACAGACUUACCCAGCGACACACUCAGCGAUUUGCCCAGGCCAGCAUACCCAGAUCACAUCGUCAAAUCACUGACAUUCAACAAAAUUUCUGAGCGCACCAGGCUGCUUAAAGUUUCAUCCCUACCAUAUCACCCAGGGGCAGGAAAAUUCAUCUUGGAUAUUGGGUUGCCACCCAACUAUCCAACAUCAUACAGUAUAACAGGCCACUGA